Crotalus tigris (Tiger rattlesnake) is the source of this 2699-nucleotide messenger RNA. It is a transcript of the gene SHTN1, whose product is annotated as shootin 1. NCBI's taxonomy places the organism in Eukaryota, Metazoa, Chordata, Lepidosauria, Squamata, Viperidae. The record is from RefSeq and is a predicted model, not a curated record. Bases 127 to 1989 code for a protein of 620 amino acids. The transcript has 17 exons.
CUCAAACCUCGCCCUCUCCGCUUGCAUCCAGGUGCGAGUGGCGCCAGAUAGCUGCCAUCGGGGCGGAGGAAAAGUGGCAUUUCCGGGUGCCACUCCGCAAGACGCCCCGCGGGCCAGAGAGGCGAAAUGAGUGGCUCCGAGGAAGAGAGGCAGUUGGAGCUCAUCAGCAGCCUGAAAGAGCAAGCUAUUGGUGAAUAUGAAGAUUUAAGAAAAGAAAAUAAGAAAACAAAAGAUGAGUGUGACAAAUUCAGACAAGAGAGAGAUGAAGCGGUCAAACGACUGGAAGAACUGCAUAAAGUUUCUCAUAUGGUUAUUGAAGAAGUCAGCUGUAUACAGAACCACCUAGAGAUUGAAAAGACAUGUCGUGAAAGUGCAGAAGCUUUGGCUACUAAGCUGAACAAAGAGAACAAGACUCUGAAAAGAAUCAGCAUGUUGUAUAUGGCAAAACUGGGAACAGACACCAUUACUGAAGAAAUUAACAUUGAUGAUGGAGAAUCAUGUACGGACACAGAAGGUAGCCCUGGAGCCUGUGACUCAAUGGGAUGCCAGCAGAUAAUAAAAGAUCUGAGAGAUCAAAUUAUCUUACUUCAAGAGGAGAAGAAGACUGCCGUCAUUGAGCUGGAAAAUGUGAAGAGCACAUUUGUGGAAGGGAUAGCAGAAAUAAAUAAACUAAAGGAACAAAACACAGUUCUAGCAUCUGAAGUUCAAAAACAUCACAAGGUGUUGGAAAAAUGUAAUCGAAUGUCUAUACUAGCAGUAGAAGAGUAUGAAGAACUUCAAGUCAACUUUGAGCUGGAAAAAAACUUGCGUAAGAGGGCAGAAUCCUUUGCACAAGAGAUGUUUAUUGAACAAAAUAAGUUGAAGCGGCAAAGUCAAUUGCUGCAACAAAACUCUACCCCUGAUGAGCAGCUUUCAAAAGCUCUAGAUGAAAAUGCCAAGCUGACUCAAAUGCUGGAGGAAGAGAGAUUGCAACACCAGCAGAAGAUUAAAGAAUUGGAGGAACAAUUAUCCAAUGAAGUUUUGCACAAAAAAAUCAAGUCCGUUAAACAACAACUAAAACUUCUAGAAGAAGAAAAGAAAGAAUUAGAGGAGAAGUGUCAGAGUGCUGAAGAACAAAUUAAAAACUUAAAGCAUUCAGUUGGUGAGCUUGAAAAACGAGUACAUCGGUCAGAAAAUCCAGUACCACCUCCACCUCCACCCCUCCCACCUCCACUUCCUCCUCCUCCUAAUCCAUUAAAGUCUCUGAUGUCAAUGAUUUGUAAGAAAUCUCAUCCAAAUAGCAACUUGACAAAAAAAGAAAAGGCUUCCUGUCACCAACAAUCAGGAGAAGUAACAGAUCUGAAGAGACAAGCUGUGGAAGAAAUGAUGGACAGAAUUAAAAAAGGAGUUCACCUUAGACCAGUUAAUCAAACCAAUCGUUUUAGGGGAAAGCCAGAAAUGGCCAAACCAGGCGAAAGUGCGGUGAAAGAGCUAAAAGGAAUACUGGAAACUUUGAACACAUCUGCAAGUUCCAGAAGUUUAAAAUCCCUUGACACAUACGGUAAUGAAACAGAAUUAGAAAGAAUUCUGAGGCUCAGAAAAGUGACAACUGAUCAAGAUAGUAGCAAUCCAACUGGAACUUUGGCUACAUCUGAAUCUAAAUCUAUGCCAGUUUUGGGUUCCAUUGGAACAGAAUCAGAAUUGACUAAAAAAUAUUUAGCAGCAAACUUCAGUUGCAAAUCUUCAAUGCUGGAUGAACAGAGUCAUAAAAUGGUAAAAAGCACAAGUUCUGCAAUUGUCACUCAGUCAUCCAGGAAUGCAGGGCUUAAAAACAAGGUUGUUGAUGCAGAAAAGCAAGCUGAAUUCAUGGUACUAUUCAACCCAGAGAAAAUCAAAGAACAAAUGCCUAAAGUUAUGGAUGAAGGCAACAUGACUGAAAACAAGGGUCAACAGCUUCGUAAAGAUGCCAGUACUGAAAAAACAAAAGAGAGCGACAGCUCUCUCUGUUAAUUGAUGUGCUGAAAGGCAUUGACUAUUUCUGGAACUUUGUUUUCAAUGAUUGUCAGUUGUUUUGUCUGUGAAUAUGGAAAAGGGCUAUAUUUUUUACUCAUUUUUUUAUAUUGAAUCCAAAGUAUUUACACCUCUUCACGAUUUUUUCUUCUAAAUUAGUAUAUUGUAUUCACUUACUAGAUUAUGCAAAAUGUUAAGCUUUAUUUGAAUUAUAUUAUUUUAUAUAAGUAUUUUAUAGUUUGACCAAAAAGCCCGCUAAGCCUAAUUUAAAUAAAUAAAACAAUCCUUAAUUAGGAAAUACAUGACAUGUUCUUACAACUGACAUCCACAAAUCAGUUUUUAGUGAAUAGAAGACACAAUUUAUAAGAGUCACUCUUUUAAAUCUUGUUAUAAUUUGUGGACUGCCACUACAAAGUAAAAAAAAUAAUUGUGUAAUCUGGAAUAGUAAUGGUAAUAUAUUCUACUAAAUCUGAAGAAAAUUUUGAGUAAAUAUUUUAACUGCAUAAACAUUAAAUAUCUGUGACAGCAAUCUGUAUCUUAUUAUUAUGGUUAGUCACACAGCAUUCUCAGAUUUAGAGUAGAUUUUUGGCAUUUUUAUUCCCCUAUUGAAUUCUUCCCAAGGACCUAGGAUAGGAAAUGUUGUUGUUUAAUAAUAUUAAGUGUUUAUUAUUGUAUACACAACAAUGUGAAAUCGCUAUCAGGCCUUUAUU